CAGACGGCCAGUAGAAACUAACUAACUAAACCUAACUCGUAUUUAUCUCAAGAAGCCUUGUAGCAUAUAAAUAACUUGAAUAUGGCGGAAGAAGUGUUAAUACUUGGUCCAGGAAAAAUAACAUCGCAUCUUACCUCAUCUCUGCUGGCAGUGGCUUUCCUCACCUCGUUUGGUAGCUCAAUGCUUUACGGGUACAACUUAGCUGUGGUCAACUCUCCUGCCGGGUACAUUAAAGAGUUCUAUAACCGUACAGUGGUAAGCCGCAAUGGAACUGGAUUGAACGACGAGGCCCUGACGCUCAUGUAUUCACUCACCGUUUCUGUGUUUGCGAUUGGAGGCCUGAUCGGCUCUUUGAUGGUGGGCACUCUGGUCACCAAAUUUGGAAGGAAAGGAACAGUGGUCAACUCCACUGUACUGGUGUUCCUAGCAGGAUCACUCAUGGGCUUCAGCAGGAUCUGUGGUUCACCCGAAAUGGUCAUCUUUGGUCGUUUUAUAACAGGAAUACAUUCAGGUAUCUCUCUCAGCGUUGUGCCCAUGUACCUGGGAGAGAUCGCGCCGAAAAAUCUGAGAGGCUUCCUGGGGCUCAUGCCCAGCAUUUUCAUUUGUGCGGGGGUUUUCUUAGCUCAAGUCUUGGGCCUGCAUGAACUUUUGGGAAAGGAAGAGCACUGGCCCCUGUUUCUCUCCCUUGUGGUUGUGCCCACCUUUAUCCAGCUGAUGCUCUUACCGUGGUUUCCAGAAAGCCCACGCUACCUGUUGAUUGAGAAGCACAAUGUUCAUGCCACUAUUACCGCCUUGAAAUGGUACAGAGCCAAAUGUAACAUCCAGGCAGAGAUAGAGGAGAUGCAAGAGGAGCAACGCUCUCUGUCCUCAGUGGAGACCGUGUCUGUCUGGCAGCUGAUUCUGGAUCACACUGUUCGCUGGCAGGUCCUGUCCGUGGUGGUUAUCAACAUCGGUAUGCAGCUGUCUGGCAUUGAUGCGAUAUGGUUUUACACCAACGACAUCUUCGAGAACGCCGGGAUCCCGGCGCCCGAGAUCCAGUACACGACUGUAGGAACUGGAGCUAUAGAGAUCGUUGCAGGCCUCAUCGGGUGUUUCACCAUUGAGCGUCUCGGGCGAAGGCCGUUGAUAAUCGGAGGCUUUGGUGUUAUGGGAAUGUGCUGCGCCGGGAUUACGCUGUCUCUCAUUCUUCAAAUACACGUGCCUUUCAUGAGAUAUGUGAGUGUGGGGUGUGUGGUCGGGAUCAUCGCUGGUUUCUGCAUCGGGCCGGCGGGUGUCCCGUUCCUGAUCACAGCUGAGCUUUUCAAGCAAUCCCAUCGUCCCGCAGCAUACACCGUGGGAGGAUCUCUUAACUGGAUGUCCAACUUCACCAUCGGCUUUAUCUUUCCGUUCCUUCAGAUGUCUGCUGGGUCCUACUGCUAUCUGGUGUUCUGUACGAUAUGCGUGUCAGUGGCCAUCUACGUGUACUUUGUUAUUCCGGAAACUAAAAAUAAAACGUUUGUAGAGAUUAGUCAGAUGUUCGCUACGAAAGAGGCUGUGGAAGAGAGCCAGGCCCUCACUCACCCCGAUCAGCUCAAACUGAAAAAGAUGAAUGGAUACGGCACGCUUGAAAACGGCUCGCUUGAAUUCGACAGUUCUUCUUCCUGUCCUUAAACGCAGAAGAAAAGCAAAAAUUGCAUUAGAGAUUGCAUUUAGGAAUGAGAUUAGUUAUCAGCCAUGCAUUAAGAAAGGCACGGUUAAGUGAAUCUUACUUUUGCUAACGGAAGGUCUGUUUCUUCUGGUAACAAAACAUGAGCUGAAAUUAGUUUUCAGAAUCAGAUUUAGAUUUGUAAUGAUGCUUAAACACACACAGCUUUGUGUUACUUUAUAUACAUGAACAGUGCCAUAUACAUGUGCUAUUCGUCACGUGUGUGUUAUGGAAGAAAUUCCUUCAUGUAUAUAGGUCUUAUACAUAUUUUUGUCAUUAUAAGAGUAUAUAUAUAAAUAGUUGCAAUGAUCUCUUGCACAUAUUAUUGUUUAUUAUUUAGUAAUGCUCAGGUGCUAAUGUAAUACUUUAUUAGAAACUUAAAAAUAGGCAGAGAUCAAACUUAUUUGAAAUAUUCCUUUGCUUUUUUCAAAAUUGUUGUUUUAUUUGCAGACAUUUUGAACACUGCUACAACUGUAAAUAUGUAAUGGUACAUAUACACUACUUCAACGUUGCUGGUUUAGUAAGAAUAUGUUUAUUCAGCGAGGAUGCAUUAAAGAUUUUAAGUUUUAUAUAGUUUUAAAUGAAUACUGUUUGCUUGAAUGUUUUAUUAAUCAAAAAAUGUUGAAUAAUACAAAUAUUGAGUUUUCAACAUUUAUAAUAAUAAUUUUAAUUGAGCACCAAUCAGCAUAAAAUUAUUUUUAAGGAUCACGUGAUGCAGAAGAUUGACUGCUGAAAACUAAUAAUAUACUUUCCAGAUUUUAUAUUUUUUCUGAUUUUAUAUUUUUAAAAUCUAAUAAACGCAGCCUUAGGAGAUAGAUCAAAACCAUUUAUAAGUCUUACCAACCCAAAACUUUUGAAUGGGAAAGAAUAAGGUAUAGGUUCCAUUCAUAGUGUUAUCUUGUAUAUUAUCUAUAUAUUAUCUGUAUGUGAUAUCUGAGUUUCGAUCUAAUUUAUAUGGAUAUUUAUAACUGUAUUUGACCUCACAUGUACUAAAAAUAUUUUACGAGUAUUCAAACC
Puntigrus tetrazona (Sumatra barb) is the source of this 2701-nucleotide messenger RNA. RefSeq names its product solute carrier family 2 member 15a (gene slc2a15a). The record is from RefSeq and is a predicted model, not a curated record. Gene Ontology annotation, molecular function: hexose transmembrane transporter activity. Gene Ontology annotation, biological process: monosaccharide transmembrane transport. Lineage: Eukaryota; Metazoa; Chordata; Actinopteri; Cypriniformes; Cyprinidae. The coding region runs from base 82 to 1650 and encodes 522 amino acids. Gene Ontology annotation, cellular component: membrane. The transcript has 12 exons.